GGACUCUCGCUCCAAACACGCGUCCGAUCGGACGUGUCUUUUUCAGUGUCUUCAACAAAACGUUUUUUUUUUCUUCUUCUCCCGAGUUAUUUGUUUUUUUUUUAACAUUCAGUCUGCAGAGACACACAUUUUUCUCGAAAGAAGAAAACCCCCCUCCCUCUCUGACAAGUUCCGCCCACUAGGCCAAUGGUUAGUCUGAGCAAUUCAAGACUCUUAGUCUUCAGUCUCGAUCCGUCUCUCUGACUAGUCGGUGCUGCCGUUUUGUCCGACAUUAAAAAGUGCAUAUGAUUCUCGUGUUGUUUUGUGUCGUACGACGGCCGUCGUCGUGUGUGUGAAUUCUAUAUAGUUUUUCUAUCGGUUGUCAUCACAUGUGCCGCCCCUGUGUGUUUCGGAAUUGCGGUCAACUUUCGCUUUCGGAGCGCCAACAACGCCAUCAAGCGGGCAGGUGGUUUCUAUAGUGUGACUUGUCCUCAAUUUUUCCCUCUCUCUCUCUCUCUCUCUUGCUUCCAAAUACACACACACACACACAUACAGACACGCACAGGAAUCUUGUGUGUGAGGAUUACAAUUCUUUUUUGAAAGAUUUUUCGUCUGUGCGUGUGCGUUCUCUUUCCCAUAGUGCAACAGGUGUGUGUGUAGCCAUCUGGUGAGCGGUUUUUUUCGUGUUGCGUACAGCCGCGUUUGAUUAUUAUUUUUUUGAAAUCUUAAUUUAAAAAACAAUUGUGUGGGAUCUCAUGUGUGUUGGUUGAGAUGCUAGUUGACAUGGACCUCGCCGCAAUUGCGCCCCUCGGUACCAACAGUUCGGCCGGUUUCAUUAAUUUGACCGGCCCGUCGUCUGUCGACACGGACCAGGUCAGCGUCCAGAUCGAACGUUUGCACAGCCCCAACGGUGGUGGUGGUUCAAACAGUGGCAAUGGAUCCAAUGGCCAGCAUCAUCACAUGGUUGGGCAUCCGCAGCAACAACAACUCCAUCAUCACCAUCACCACCACCACCUAGCGGGAGCUCAGCAUUUGCAUCAUAGGUCGCUGAGCUCUCCGGAAUUGUCGAUCGCCUCUUUGUCGAUGGCUUCGUCCAGUCCCGCGUCUACCCUGUCGCCGUUCAGUGCCAGUAGCAAUAAUAAUAACAACAACAACAACAGUAGCUCGUCGGCGGCCAUGAGCUACGCUAUGAGUCACUUGAGCUCUGGUGGCGUCGAGGCCGGCGGCAAUCUACUGGGUGUGGGCGUGACGGUCGGCCUGACUGGACUCGAUUCCUAUUGCAUUUACAAUCCGAAUAACGCAGGCGAGUACGAGACCAGCAACGCGGCCAGCAGCAACGCGGCCCUUAGUCCAUCACCGCUCAUGGAUCCUAUCGUCAUUGUUCCAUCCAUGUCUGGCCAACCAUCGGCCAGCUCUUUACCACCUGGAACGAGCUCGGCUUCGGGACGACACGACCUACCCGACACGAAAGAAGGCAUCGAAGAAUUGUGUCCAGUUUGCGGCGAUAAAGUUUCUGGCUAUCAUUACGGUCUGCUCACCUGCGAAUCGUGCAAGGGAUUCUUCAAACGGACCGUUCAGAACAAAAAAGCCUAUUCUUGCGUCGCUGAUCGAUCCUGCCACAUUGACAAAUCACAACGCAAGAGGUGCCCUUAUUGCCGAUUCCAAAAGUGCCUAGAAGUCGGCAUGAAACUUGAAGCUGUGAGAGCGGAUCGGAUGCGCGGCGGACGGAACAAGUUUGGACCCAUGUACAAACGGGAUCGAGCACGCAAAUUGCAAGUGAUGCGCGAACGGCAGUUGACGACGCCUAGAGGCGGUGGCGGUGGAGGACCGAGCAAUCCUUCGCCCAACAACAGCAACAGCGGUGCCGGCCAAUCGGCUGGAAUCUACACGGAGAUGGGCUAUUCGCCAUCAGGCAGCAGCGUCUACGGCGGCGUCAAACACGAGAUUCAAAUCCCGCAAGUUUCUUCGUUGACGUCGAGUCCCGAUUCCAGUCCGAGUCCACUCGCCGCAUCACUCGGUUAUCCAGGACCUUCUGGCCAGCCAUUGGGCUCGUUGAACGGCUCCAUGGGACCUGCCGGAUCGGGAGGACCGCACAAUAACAACAAUACAAAUAACCAUAAUAAUAAUAGUAUGGGCACGACAGCAGGAGCGGGUCCUUCUCAUCCGCACACACCUUCACCCAAUAAUCACCCGUCCGGCGGAGGAGGAGCUCCCCCUCCACAACAGCAUUCCUCGACUUCGUCCGUCUCACCCAAAACCUUCCAUUUUGAGGGACUUUUGACCGGUAACACAAUGCUAGGUAAUAAUAACGUCCCCAACGUCGGAGCCGGAUCAGUUAGCGGAGCUAAAGUUCCGCCAUUGAUCCGCGAAUUUGUCCAGUCUCUUGACGAUAAAGAAUGGCAAAGCGCUUUGUUUGGUCUUCUUCAGAGUCAAACCUACAACCAGUGCGAAGUGGAUUUGUUUGAACUCCUCUGCAAGGUGCUCGACCAGAACCUGUUUACGCAAGUCGACUGGGCGCGAAAUUCCUACUAUUUCAAGGAUCUAAAGGUUGACGAUCAAAUGAAGUUGCUUCAGCACGCCUGGUCGGAUUUGUUGAUUUUGGAUCAUUUACAUCAACGAUUGCACAAUCACCUGCCUGAUGAAUCGUCGCUGCCCAACGGUCAGAAAUUCGACCUUCUCUCGCUCUCGCUACUUGGCUGCCCGCAACUGGCCGAUCCCCUUCACGACGUUACGGCCCGGCUCACCGAGAUCCGUUUCGACGUGCCCGACUACGUCUGUCUCAAAUUUCUCAUGCUUCUCAAUUCAGACGUCAAGGGAUUGAUGAAUCGGCGCCAUGUGGUCGACGCACAGGAGCAAGUCCAACAAGCUCUCUUCGACUACACGCUUAACUGCUACGCUCAUAUCCCUGACAAGUUUGCCAAAAUGCUGGCAAUCUUACCGGACAUUCACGCCAUGUCGACACGCGGUGAAGAGUAUCUCUAUUUCAAGCAUCUCAACGGCUGCGCGCCGACACAAACACUACUCAUGGAAAUGCUUCACGCCAAGCGGAAAUGACAAGAGGCAUCUUAAAC
This is a messenger RNA of Daphnia carinata, 3050 nucleotides long. RefSeq names its product nuclear hormone receptor FTZ-F1-like. NCBI's taxonomy places the organism in Eukaryota, Metazoa, Arthropoda, Branchiopoda, Diplostraca, Daphniidae. The transcript is spliced from 8 exons. Gene Ontology annotation, biological process: tissue development; hormone-mediated signaling pathway; regulation of transcription by RNA polymerase II. The record is from RefSeq and is a predicted model, not a curated record. Gene Ontology annotation, molecular function: nuclear receptor activity; RNA polymerase II cis-regulatory region sequence-specific DNA binding; zinc ion binding. Bases 751 to 3033 code for a protein of 760 amino acids. Gene Ontology annotation, cellular component: RNA polymerase II transcription regulator complex.